Molecule: messenger RNA, 1755 nt
Organism: Musa acuminata AAA Group (dessert banana)
Lineage: Eukaryota; Viridiplantae; Streptophyta; Magnoliopsida; Zingiberales; Musaceae
Product: probable xyloglucan endotransglucosylase/hydrolase protein 32
Exons: 4
Coding region: 615-1505 (296 amino acids)
Biological process (GO): xyloglucan metabolic process; cell wall biogenesis
Cellular component (GO): apoplast; cell wall
Molecular function (GO): xyloglucan:xyloglucosyl transferase activity; hydrolase activity, hydrolyzing O-glycosyl compounds
Source: RefSeq, a predicted model, not a curated record
AUUAUUGAAUGCUUUGGACCUUUUGGUGGCCUGCUGUCAAGUUCUAACAACAUACUUACAGCUAGAUAUAAUGAGUUAGAUGCCUGGAUCUACUUUCUCAUGGCCCAAUGUAGGAGGGGUCAAAAGCAAAGAUGUGGGUGAUGAGCAGCCAUCUGAUAGGUCAAGCAAGUCUUACAUUAGUUAUUGGUCUGUAUCCAUGUCGAGUUAUCUUAUAAUCCACAGAAUACACUUGCUCUGAGCUUCCCUUUGCCCUACACACAGGCAGCCAUCCACCCAUGCCCAGCCCUCCCCACUCCUCCACCCCCUUUCCCUUGCUUCAAGGCAAGUGAAAAAUAGUGAUGGUGAGGAGGUAGGAGAACCACAGAACUUCCUCUUCACCAACCUUCCCUUGGGGCUUCUGGAUCUCACCAUUCCUUCCUUCCACAUCAUUUCCACCCAAUCCUUCAAGUCCUUGUCUCCUUCUAGAGUUCCCUAUCAGUAUAUCCAUCUCUUAGGAGCCUUGUGGUGAUAGGAGCCAUUAAAUCUUCUUCCACUUCAUACCAACUGCAUUGCCAUAUAUUUCCAAGAUCCAAGCAUUUGACUGCAGUGUGUCACUGAGGGCAUAGGCUCUCUCCAUGGCUCUCCUCCUUCUCCUCCUCUCCUCCAUCCUGAUCUCCAUGCUGCAUUGGAGCAGUGGUCAGCCUUCUCCUGGAUACUACCCGAGCCACAGGUUCAAGCCUUUGCCUGGCUUCUACCAUGGGUACAGCAACCUCUGGGGGCCUCAGCAUCAAACAGUCUCCGGAGACCAGUCCUCAGCGACCAUUUGGCUCGAUAGGAACUCAGGAAGCGGAUUCAAGUCGAAUCGCCCUUAUCGAAGUGGGUAUUUUGCGGCAUCCAUCAAGCUCCAAGCUGGAUACACUGCAGGAGUGAUCACUGCUUUCUAUCUUUCUAAUAACCAGGUACAUCCUGGGUUCCAUGAUGAGGUGGACAUUGAGUUCAUGGGGAAUACUCCAGGAAAGCCAUACAGAUUGCAGACCAAUGUGUACAUCAGGGGCAGCGGCGAUAGUAGAUAUGUUGGGAGGGAGAUGAAGUUCCACCUUUGGUUUGACCCGACUGCCGAUUUCCACAACUAUGCCAUCCUGUGGAACCCAGACGAGAUCAUAUUCUUUGUGGACGACAUACCUAUACGGCGGUAUCCGAGGAAGAGCGAAAACACAUUUCCGAUGCGGCCAAUGUGGAUGUAUGGAACCAUCUGGGAUGCAUCAUCUUGGGCCACGGACAGAGGCAAGUACAGGGUCGACUACCGGUACCAGCCGUUCGUCGCAAGGUUCACCAGGUUCAUCAUUCGAGGGUGCUCGGCGUAUGCUCCGUCAAGCUGCCGCCAGGCACCGUCGUCACAGUCCGGCUCCGGGCUCAGCCCCCAGCAGUAUGCAGCCAUGCAAUGGGCGCAGAGCAACUACAUGGUGUACAAUUACUGCAUGGAUCCUAAGAGAGAUCAUGCCCUGACUCCAGAGUGCUGGGGCUGAAUUAGCUGCAGACUGCAAAACUGGUGGACUCAAAAUGAGCUGUGUUGUUGUCGUUGUUACCUGUAGUUGUGUUGGUAGAAGAUAAAUGUUUCUCUUCCCGGUUAAGGUGGAAGAGUCUGGUAUUCUUCCUUUGUUUGAGUAGCCCAAAGGGGACAUAUGAUGGUGGAGAUUGCAAUGGUGGUGGAAAUGUACUAUUCAUUUGCCAUUUUCAUCUGCAUAAUGAAAUAAUUAAAUGUGUUGCAAUAUUAAA